AUUAGUUAUUGUGUUUUCAAAUAAAGUUUAAAGGUAUAGCGUUUCGUUAAUUUGCAUUAUACAACUCACGUUUUUGUGCUGUCACUUGGAAUUUUCUUCGGGAAUAAAGUUCACUCGCCCUUGUGCUUAAAGUAACGUUAUGUUGGUUGGGUUCUUUGCAAUCAACGGCCGCUCCCAUUAUUUUUGUUAAUUUCCUUGGCAAUUACGAAACAGUCCAUUAGUAGCCAACUUGACAAAAUAAUGGAACUCGAUUGUGAAAAAAUUUUGGGAGAAGGAGGUUGUGCUAUUGUUUUUCAAGGUGUAUGGGAUGGAAAGCCAGUGGCUGUCAAACGAAUUCCUACAAAUAAGGUCGCAAGCAACGAACGAGAGGAAGAUGCACUGAGAAUGCUUAAUCAUCAAAAUGUCAUCAAGUUAUUUCACGUCGAAAGUGACAAAAAUUUUAGAUAUUACGUUCUUGAAUUGUGCAACGCUUCAUUAGCCAAACUAUUUCUUAAAGAUGACGAUCCCAAAAAAUACAGCGGGCCGAUGCCCGCAGUUAAAGAUGUACUUAUGCAAUUGGCCAAUGGACUAGAAUACAUUCACAAAAAGGGAUUAGUACAUCGCGACCUGAAGCCUGAAAACGUCCUUAUUUGGGUAGAUCCAAAAACACAAAAAGUGUUGAUGAAGUGGGCGGAUUUUGGACUGAGUAAACGAGUCAACGAAAAAGGAAGUUACUCAAUGCAGAGCGGAGUUAAGGGUACCUUGGAUUAUUCAGCACCAGAGAUUUUAAAAUUAAUUGAAGAAGAAGAAACACCUACGUCUACAGAUGGAACAACAUCAACAAAUACAAGAGGAAACAUCAAAAGCGAUGUAUUUGCAGAAGGACUCGUAUUCGGCUAUUUUCUUUUGGGCGGUGUUCAUCUUUUCGGUUCACGUUAUAAAAUUCAAUCCAAUAUAAUCAAAAAGGAACCUCCGAAUCUGCCCAAGAUUCAAUUUAAAGACAUACGUACGCUGAUCCAUAAAAUGUUGGAAAAAGAUCCACUGAAACGAAUUACUUCUUCGGACGUCACGCAGGAACUCCAAGAAAUUGAAAUGUCAAUUAACAAUUCAAUAUUUGCCGAAGAUACUUAUCCGAGCCUGGAAGAAGUCGAAAUACUGUUACAGAAAGAAAUGGAUAUAAACUCUGUGGACGAAAAAGGGUUGACUCCACUUCUGCAUUUGGCACUUCCCAAAAAAAAUGAAGGGAAUCAACGUUAAUUGCGAGAAAAAACGAUGGAAUGCUCUCAAUUGGCUGUGUAAAAUGUAUCCACAUAACAAUUUGUUGGAAUUAAUUACAGUUUUCAUUGAAAGUGGAAUUAAAGUAAAUUCCAAUAAUAGCGACGGAGAUGAUAAUGCUAUAGUAAUAUUAGGUCAAUAUUACCGAAAUGAAAAUUUAAUUGAAAUAAUUCAACUUUUAAU
Messenger RNA from Daphnia pulicaria, 1437 nucleotides. RefSeq names its product serine/threonine-protein kinase/endoribonuclease ire-1-like. Gene Ontology annotation, molecular function: ATP binding; RNA endonuclease activity; protein serine/threonine kinase activity. Gene Ontology annotation, cellular component: IRE1-TRAF2-ASK1 complex. Bases 241 to 1236 code for a protein of 331 amino acids. Gene Ontology annotation, biological process: protein phosphorylation; IRE1-mediated unfolded protein response; intrinsic apoptotic signaling pathway in response to endoplasmic reticulum stress. Lineage: Eukaryota; Metazoa; Arthropoda; Branchiopoda; Diplostraca; Daphniidae. The record is from RefSeq and is a predicted model, not a curated record. The transcript is spliced from 5 exons.